AUUCCUAGCGCGACGCUCUGCCGCGCCUCCCGCCUUUCUGUUCUCAGGCCUUCCGCGCGCACGGCAACCGUUCCACCUGCGCGCCUUCGCGCUCGCCGCCCACUCUGGUCCGGUUCUGCGCCGGCGCGGGGCCCUCUAGGACGCGCGGGGGAUUUGUGAGACGCAUGCGUAGUGCGCGGCCGGCCGCUUCGCUGUCGCUCGGGUUCCGCCGUUGCCACCUCCCUACGGGCAAGUGCGAGAGGGGAGCCGAGGGCCGCCGCCGUCGCCGCCGCCGCCACCAUGGGGAGAAAGUCGAGCAAAGCCAAAGAGAAGAAGCAGAAACGAUUGGAGGAGAGAGCGGCCAUGGAUGCUGUGUGUGCCAAAGUGGAUGCUGCCAACAGGCUUGGAGACCCUCUGGAGGCAUUCCCAGUCUUCAAGAAGUAUGACCGCAAUGGGUUGAAUGUCUCCAUUGAAUGUAAGCGAGUGUCUGGAUUGGAGCCAGCCACUGUGGACUGGGCCUUCGACCUGACCAAAACCAAUAUGCAGACGAUGUAUGAGCAAAGUGAGUGGGGCUGGAAGGACCGAGAAAAACGGGAGGAAAUGACCGAUGACCGAGCCUGGUACCUCAUUGCUUGGGAAAACAGUUCCAUCCCAGUUGCCUUUUCUCACUUCCGGUUUGAUGUGGAGUGCGGGGAUGAAGUCCUGUACUGCUAUGAAGUGCAGCUGGAAAGCAAGGUACGGCGGAAAGGCCUAGGGAAGUUCCUCAUUCAGAUCCUGCAGCUCAUGGCCAACAGCACACAGAUGAAGAAGGUGAUGUUAACUGUUUUUAAACAUAAUCAUGGCGCCUAUCAGUUCUUCCGAGAGGCACUGCAGUUUGAAAUUGAUGACUCUUCACCCAGCAUGUCUGGUUGCUGUGGGGAGGACUGUUCCUAUGAGAUUCUGAGCCGGAGGACCAAGUUCGGGGACAGUCAGCACUCCCACACAGGCGGCCACUGUGGUGGCUGUUGCCACUGAACUCCUAGAACCACUUUGAAGGGAUGUCACUCUCCUUAGGCCUGUCCCCUCCCUGGUCUUAUGCCACUUGCCAGGUACCCUCAGAGCUGUGGGGUGCCUUAGUUCUGCGUGAGCCAGGCAUAUCCUGAGAACACAGAACCUUGGGGAGCAGUGACCCCAGCUGCCUUUCCACCUCCCUCCUGGAAAAGCAGAGUGCCAGGAGGGAGCACCGAGGAGAGGGUGCCGUGAGAUUGACAGGUUGGCUGUCAAGCUCAUCCUUGUGCAGUAGCUGCCUACUUACUUAGUUCUUGGGCCCCUAAAAUGGAAGGCUUCCCUCUUGUCUGCAGCUGAGUUCCUGACCGGGUUGCACACCAUGCCCCAUAUGGACAAAUGGAAUGUUGUUAAUACCCACGUUUGUAAAAGGCCUGGAGUCUGCUGGUCCCCAGAAAGAACUGGAUGCAAAUCUGGGCAUACAACAGACCUUGGACAUCUUUUCUCUGGGGACAAAGUGCUCUUUCAGAGACCAUGUAGCCCUUGAUGUCAAGGUGCAAAGGUUUGCACUGUAAUCUUAUAGAUCCACAGGUGGUGUCUCGGGACCAGCCAACUUCAGGAGGGAGUCUGCCUCCACCACUGUCAGUAAGACAGGAUCAGGAAGAGCUGUCUCUUACGUGUUUGUCAUAGGGAUGUGGCAUCUCUGGGCCUUUGGACUUUGCUGCAUUUUCAUGAUCUUGACUUGACCUUUUUAUUCAAGAAGGAAGUCAAAGUCCUGCCUGUUCUCACACCUCUCUUCUCAGCCCAGAUACCUCUGUUCUUAGUCUCAAGGGGAACAACAUCAGGGAGCCUCUCGUCUUCCCCAGAAGAACCCUUCCUUCCUGGUAUAGCUGAAUCCAUUUCUUCCUAUUCUUGGUGCUGAUAGCUCUCUGAAGGUGGGGUACUUCCCUGCCACCCUCCCUGACUGAGGGGCCCCAGCCAGCAGCAGGCCCCUUUGCCUGUUCUCCCGAGCCCCACCCCUCACCGCCUCAAUGAGGCACUCGUGCCACUGUCUUGGCACCCCUGGGAUGCCUUUCAGUGGCGUACCACUGCUUUCCUGUCAUGGGUGUCACCCUACAGUGACAGGCUAGAGCCAGAAGGCCUUCCUCCUCAGGGGAUACAGGCUUAGAACUUGAACUCGCCCUGACCUCUGGAUCCUGUUCUUCAAGGAAGCAAAACCAAAUCCUUACCUAGAAAAACAGACUUGCCACUUCCCCAUUGCUGCCCCUGAGUUCCGCCUUGGGAGGCGUGGCAGAGAGCUUGCCUUUGUGCAGUUGCUUUCAGAGACUCUGCUACCGAGCUGAGUCUGUUCACCUUACCCAGCCUGACUCAGCUGUCUGUUCUGGCAAGUCUCCCCAAAGGAGUCACCUCUCGCCCAGAUCCUUGGCUUGUGCAGUAGCCUGGACUCAGAGAGUCCUUUCUUGCUUGGUCUGUCCGCUGUUGAACACUCUGUGCUGUUGUUAGCCCUUGGCCUUGCCUGGGAGAAGGCCUUGCAGCUUUACACUGGAAUAGGUCUGCUUUUGUCUGGCUUGCUAGCUUCUGGGCUAUACCUCUGGUGAGAGUUGGAGCUGCCCAGAAGGGAUUGGCAUGCUCCUUCCGAGAAUCAUGAGACAGGAGCAUGCUUGCAGGAGUUAUUCCCUAAUCUCUGUCUGUCUUAGAUCAUGAAUCUCUGAUACCUCCUACUUAGGGGUCCAGAAGGAACCCCCAGUGUAAGCCCCAUGUAAGGUGAAUAGAGUGUCUCGUCUCCAGUUACUGGACACCCAGCACCAGGACUCAUGGUGCUCAGUGCCUGCCCUGCUCCCCACCCUCUGCAGGCCCCAUCCCAAAGGGCCCUUCAGGAUCUCUCACUGGACCAGCGGGAUGGUGGCCAAGACCAGCAGAUUACUCCUGUGGGUGUUAAGCCCAGUGGUUCAUCAGGCAUCGUCUACCGCCCUCUUGUUUUGAGAAACAGCAGGUCUAAUCUACUGUACCAGGCUCUUUUGCUUUUUGUUCCAGGAGUGUUAAAAUGGUUUUAAAAGUUUUCGUUUUGUUUUAGUGAACCUAUUCCAUUUCAGGUUAUUUUUGUUGCUGUUAAAUGUUUAUGGUUCUUUUUAACCUUUUCUGGAGGGUUGGGGGGUUAUUUUUGUUUUUAAGAGGAAAGUUGGAAGGUAAUUUUGUUUUAUAUUUUUUUUCCUAGCAGUUCAUUAUCACUGGAAUCAAAGGGAAAAAAACCAUCUCUCUUUGUAUCCAUUUUAUUUGUAUGUCAUUAAUAAACAGAUACUUUGUGCAGAUGC
This is a messenger RNA of Mus musculus (house mouse), 3275 nucleotides long. It is a transcript of the gene Naa40, whose product is annotated as N(alpha)-acetyltransferase 40, NatD catalytic subunit. Gene Ontology annotation, biological process: chromatin remodeling. The transcript is spliced from 8 exons. The record is from RefSeq and is marked validated. Gene Ontology annotation, molecular function: histone H2A acetyltransferase activity; histone H4 acetyltransferase activity; protein N-terminal-serine acetyltransferase activity. Gene Ontology annotation, cellular component: cytoplasm; cytosol; nucleus. Bases 280 to 993 code for a protein of 237 amino acids. NCBI's taxonomy places the organism in Eukaryota, Metazoa, Chordata, Mammalia, Rodentia, Muridae.